This is a messenger RNA of Syngnathus acus (greater pipefish), 2815 nucleotides long. RefSeq names its product copine II (gene cpne2). Gene Ontology annotation, molecular function: calcium-dependent phospholipid binding. The record is from RefSeq and is a predicted model, not a curated record. Gene Ontology annotation, biological process: cellular response to calcium ion. Bases 261 to 1904 code for a protein of 547 amino acids. NCBI's taxonomy places the organism in Eukaryota, Metazoa, Chordata, Actinopteri, Syngnathiformes, Syngnathidae. The transcript is spliced from 16 exons. Gene Ontology annotation, cellular component: plasma membrane.
ACUUGGCGGAGCCGCGGCGGUAAGGAGCGUGCCUUUCCUCCAAGGAUAAAUUAACGUUUAAAUGCGCCUCCCAGGGUCCCGAGGAUAAACAUGCCGUUAGGACUUCUGUUUCAAAAAUAGCUUAAUGAAACUUAAAAACAACCACUCGUUCAGCGUGCGGCAGCAAAAUAUCGUCACCCAAAAAGCGCGGAGAAGUUGGAUGGCUUUCCUCUUUUUUUCUUUUCGUUUCUUUUUUUAAUCACGGGUGACUAUUUGUAACGAUGGCUUACACUUUGGGCUCAGACAUUCAGGGCCAGACACGUGGAGUAGGACCUCAACACAGUGUCACACGGGUGGAGCUUUCUGUUACUGCUGCCAAUCUUCUGGACCGCGAUGUAGCCUCCAAGUCAGACCCGUUUUGUGUUCUGUUCCAUGAAGUGGAUGGCAACUGGGUGGAGCUUGGCCGGACUGAAACAGCUGUUAAUAACUUGAACCCAGUUUUUGGAGUGAAGUUCCAGGUGGACUACCACUUUGAAGAGAUUCAGAAGCUUCGCUUUGCCAUGUUUGAUGAAGACAAGUGUGCCACACAGCUCUAUGAGCAUGAUUUCUUGGGAGAAUACGUUUGCACACUUGGAGUUAUUGUGUCCAAUAAGAAACUUCACCGCCCAUUGAUUUUGGCCAACGGGAAGCCUGCUGGUAAAGGAUCCAUUACUAUUACUGCCCAGGAGCUGUCUGACAACAGAAUCAUCACGUUGACACUGAGUGGACGUAAACUGGACAAGAAGGAUUUUUUUGGGAAGUCAGACCCAUAUCUGGAAUUUCACAAGCAAGGAGAAGAUGACAAAUGGAUGCUGGUGCACAGGACAGAGGUCAUAAAGAACACUUUAGACCCCUCAUGGAAACAAUUUACUGUGCCUCUUGUUUCUCUCUGUAAUGGAGAUGUGGACAGAAACAUCAAGGUUUUGUGUUUUGACUAUGAUAAUGAUGGCGGCCAUGAUUUUAUUGGAGAAUUCCAAACAACAGUAGCCAAGAUGAGUGAGGCUCAGAAUUCCGUGGAGGUGGAAUUCGAAUGCAUCAACCCAAAGAAACAAAAGAAGAAAAAGAAUUAUAAAAAUUCUGGAGUUAUUAUCCUCAAAUCAUGUAAGAUUACAAGGGACUACACUUUCCUGGAUUACAUACUUGGAGGAUGCCAACUCAUGUUUACUGUUGGUAUCGACUUCACAGCAUCCAACGGGAAUCCUCGAGAGCCUUCUUCCCUCCAUUACAUUAACCCACUGGGAAGCAAUGAGUAUCUUGCUGCUAUUUUAGCUGUUGGACAAAUCAUACAGGACUAUGACACUGACAAAAUGUUUCCUGCUUUGGGAUUUGGAGCCCAACUCCCACCUGACUGGAAGGUGUCACAUGAAUUUGCAAUCAACUUUAACCCCACAAAUCCAUUCUGCUCAGGUGUGGAAGGUAUUGCACAGGCUUACUCAGCCUGUCUCCCCCACAUCCGUUUUUACGGGCCAACAAACUUUGCUCCUAUUAUAAACCACGUAGCCCGUUUUGCAGCCCAAGCCCUGCAACAAGAAAAAGCGGCGCAGUACUUCACUCUCCUCAUUAUAACAGACGGUGUCAUCAGCGACAUGGAUGAGACACGUCAUUCAAUUGUUCAGGCGUCCAAGCUGCCCAUGUCCAUCAUCAUUAUCGGUGUGGGAAAUGCGGACUUUGCCGCCAUGGAGUUUUUAGAUGGAGACGCCAGUGUGUUGAGGUCCAACACAGGCGAGGAGGCUGUUCGCGACAUUGUCCAGUUUGUCCCCUUUAGAGAUUUUCGUAAUGCGCCAAAGGAGACCCUCGCCAAGUGUGUCCUGGCAGAGCUGCCUCAACAGGUCACUCAGUACUUUAAACAGCGGAAUCUUCCACCCAUCAACCCUGCGCCAGAGUGAGAUGACAGCUCACAUUGUAAAAUAGCUUUUCUGUUCACAACAGGCAGUGCAAAUUGAAAGUACGUGACCGCCGUGGACGAAUACCUCAUAUGUGGAAGACAUCCUUGUCAUCAUUUUAGUAUUUUUUUUUCUGCUUUAAACGACAGCUCAGUAGAUAAUUCAGGAUGAAUCAAUCAGUUUUUCAAGAACUGUGAUACAAAGCCACAUAUUUAACAACAGUCAUAUUCAAGAGAAGCAAAUUUUUAUUGUUGAGGAUGUCUGGUUCGCUUUUUGCACGUGUCUUGUGAUAUCGUGUGAUUCUUACAACGUUGUGGUGUUCAGUCUGCUUGGCUGAAAUCAGUAUCAGUGGUCGUACGGCUUGUUUUCAGGUAGCAGUCAGAUUGAAGAAGGCUGAUUUAUGGUGGACCCAACCCAGUCAUUCCCCAAUUUGCAGGUAGAGAAAGCAUUCAAUGCGAAUGGAAGGAGGCAAAAAAAACACACGGCAACUGUGUGAUGCUGCUCUUCAAUAUGGGACCAUUUUCCCAGAUCUGUGUUACAGCUUUGGCUCAUCCAGCAUGUUGCCAGUCACUGUUUACAAAUGAACAAAGACCAUAAAAUGCAUGGUUUUUUUUUUUCAUUAUGUGCUACAGAUUUUGUAAAUACUGUAAUGAAACGAGAAUUUUGUCAUACCUUGAAAGUGUCAUUAUGUGCACGAGCUGUUUGUGAUAUGCAUACAGUAUUAGAUUGUAUAUGAUGUAAUAGGUAUUGAUAAGCUCCAGUAAAUAUUUUUAUUGUAUUAUGCAGUGCAGACUUGUGUAGUUAUACAAUCAUGAAAUGCAUAUUGCAGUGUCUCUGUACUAAAUGUGGUGCUCUUCAUUUUGUAAAGUUGUGUCUGUCAGCACUCAGGUUAAUAAACAUAACUGUUCUCGAUA